Molecule: messenger RNA, 7185 nt
Organism: Pocillopora meandrina
Lineage: Eukaryota; Metazoa; Cnidaria; Anthozoa; Scleractinia; Pocilloporidae
Source: the annotation of a GenBank genome assembly
AUGCUGGGACUGUGCAAGCCCUGUUCUCCGUGCUGUUAUGAUGGUAAAGAUAUAAUUAUACCUGAGUGUCAAGUUCCAGGUGUACCAACAGGCCUGCAGUGCAGCUACUUACGAUCUAACAAGUGCAGUACAUUGAUGACAUCAAGUAUUAGCACGGCGCCGUCAACCCCUCAACUAGAUCAGUCCACGACCCAAUGGCGGCCAUUCUCUUCUACAACGGGCACCGAAAUAAUCUCUCUUUCAAGUGAGCCAACCACCAACAUGGUUGAAGAGAACUCACCAAAUGUGGGCAGCAUAGUUGGUCCUGUUGUGAGCAGCUUCACAGCUUUCGUCACGAUCCUCGUCAUCGUGUGCUGCAAAAAUAUGCGUAAGCGCCGGUCUCACCAAUGUUGUCACCAAGGCAACCACUGUCACGAUGAUCAAGGUCAACGAUGCAAGGUCACUACGGUUUGACGACAGUCAUCAGCUCCUAUAAAUUAUCUAAUAACCUGAUAAGUUUUGCCCUGUAAUUUUUUUUUUGUACAGUGACAGAGAAAUCGGGACAUUUUCGCUACUUAAGUGGUUUCUAAUCGUCUUAAAACGUCUGCAAGCCCCGAUUCAUUCUCGUUCUAAGAUUUUCUGUUCUCUUGAUUAAGAUUGACCACACUUCCGUAAGAUCGUCAGCUUUUAGCAUUUUGGGUGGGUGAAGGGAGGGAGGACGCCUUCAGCACACAGUCCCCCCCAAUGUUGUAACCAGGAAGACCACUGUCACGAUGUUCAAAGACACCGAUGAGGAGGUCACUACGGUUUGACGACAGUCAUCAGCUCCUUUGAAUGCAAUUUUCCGUUAAGUUAUGCUCAGUAGUUUUUUGAGUCAGUGACAGAGAAAUUUAUUGUUUGACAAAUUCUCCUUUAAAGUAGCAUAUGAAAUGUGUAGGAAACAGUAUGGAGAACUUGCAUGCAAAUCUUCGGGUAUAAAGGUUAAGCACCUUAUCAUUAUAUUUCAUCCCAACUCGGCGCUUAGUUUUUAUGCGGAUCAGUAUCUAUUUGUGAUAUGAUAGGAUGAAGCCUUACAUUUUGAAUUUGUUAUUAAGAAUUUAUGUUAUUAAUCUUUCCCUAUUUUGGCCAUUCCGUCAUUGAUCUUUGGUUUAAACUGACUAGCGUGGUCUGCGAUAGGAAAUGGCUAUUUAAGAGGUUCUUUACUUUAUUUGCAUAAUAAGAGCAGCCAUUGAGUGCUUUUAUUCGCUAACCUCCCUUACGUAAACAGCCUCCAUUACCUUCGACGCCGUUCUCUCCGAAGCCAUUUACGUUUUGGGCUACUGAGGAGUGUGUAAAGCUUUCACAACAUGUUGCAGAGCCCAGAUCUCUUAGAUUCAUUCACCGUCGUGCGUGUUCAAGGAAGUUGUCAAUCAUGUUAUCGUUAUUUUUGGAACGAGGGUUGUUUCUGUCGUUAUCAAACCAAAUAAAAGCUUUUCGGUAGAGUUAUUUUGUGUCCGUUUUUACUAGACCAAUUAUUCAACUCAGGCUUGUCGAAUAUGAUAUUAUACGAGAGAUUGCAAACUGAAAGUACUUACCCUUAUACACACCCCUACUCCAAUGAUAAUUUUUUGCCCUUGUACAUGACCGACCAAUCCUCUGCUUAUCGUUUGACGUAAGCCGCGGGUAUCGUGUUCCUAUCGCGUGGCCAGAUUAGUCAGAUAAAUCGUCGAGAAGACUUCUGUAACUACAAACACCCGGUAAUCAAUCCUGAGCUUGCAAUAGGAGGCUGUUUAUAAGGUAUUCGUGUAUACAAUUGUUUUUGUUGGUUGUUUUUUCCUGUAUGUUUCGGGGUAUUUGGUACGAUGACGGUUUAAGGUUAUCAAUAAUUCCAGCCUGAAUUUUACCUGCAUAUAUCUAGACGACAACGUCGCAUUUACAUUCACUGAGCAUGGAAAUUUAUGGUUUCUGAGCGUUAUCAAUCAGACUGAAAACGUAAACGAAACUUAGAAGCUGCCGGGCUGGACUGCAUUUAAAACUAACUUAACAAUGACGAAGCUAAAAACAAACACAACUAUCGGGCUGACAUGGAAAUUAUCUUGAUCUUUAGAGUGACUUCCGGCCGGGCGAGAUCCACCGUUCAAUUCUAUUAGUUUUAUUCUUCACUUUCUCCAAUUUAGUGAAAUGAUUCGUGAUUAUUUUUUUACUUACAUAUUAAAUUCUUAUUCUCUGAAGGAAGCCAAGGUCACAACCGCUCGUCAAAAGCUUACUUCGCAAUAUUUUCACUUGUUUUCAGUCGUGUAAUUUCUUGACCGCUUAGGUUUCAUCAUGAGAUCCUUUUACACGCGAUGAGGUCUAAUCUUAAGAAUACUUCAGUUAUUUCAUUCAAGAUGUUAACACACGAAAAGAGAGAUAUUGUUUCGACAUCUAAGACGUCAUGUGAGUGAACACAAAAAACCAGGAAAAUGACACAUAAUUAGUUUCUUUGAUAUAUAUUUACCGAACGUUCGGUUAAACUGUCAAUUUUUGGUUCCAAUAUGUAAUCGAAACACCCCUAAAAGUUUGUACGUUAAAUGCUCUACAAUAAUCGUAAUGUUUAUUCGUUGCUUUACGCACGAUGAGUAACAGUCUUUAGAAUAAUCAGAAGUUUAACUGUUCCGUUAUUUUAAAAGGUUUCAAAACAAAUUUUCGAACGAUCACGUGACGAUCAAAGUAGGAUCACGUCUCACAAAUAAGGGACUUCGACUUUUCCGACCGUAUCAGUUACGAUUUAUCAAAAACUUAAAGAGACCGCCACGAAAUAUGUCAUAAUUCUUCAUUUCAUAGAAAAAGAAGAAAAACAAAAACAUGUGCGAGUGUGUAGAGAGCACAUCUCGACAAUACCUGUGCAGACACGGGGUCAUAUUUCAUUAUUCCAUCCCUAAUGGUAUAAUCAGUACAUGAUAAACCUGCGCUGCUUUCACUGUUGAUUAAUUUAUUGAUGUUACCAUCAAUAUUUCUAUUAAAAGUUCGAUUGCGCCCAAGAUCCUGCAUAGAUAUUGUGUCCUUCUAAUCUUACGUCAACUCUCUAAUAAGAAGGAAGUAUUAAAUGUAAAACGUUUUAGAAAUUAGUCGUCUGAGGCGUAACUCCGGCCACACUUCCCUCUGUCGAAAACGUGAAAAAGCUGUACUACGCUUCCUAAUCAAGUUACGGUUUAUUCAAUUGAUUUUAUGAUUCUAUUACAAUGUUUCGGUUAACUCCCUCUCACAGCUCUUAGCUUAUUUGAAAAAAAAAAACGCUAAAAACGUAAGGCAGUAAGCACGUGGAACAAGGCCAUAUAUGGGCGUUAAGAAAAAAUAAAAUGUGACACAUAAAUGCUAUAUAGUAGACAAAUCACUCACAAAUGUCAAUCAAAUUAAGACGAAUUAACGUAUCGUAAAAGCUCCAACAACUCUUAUAGUGAUUAUUUCUUCACUUAUACUGCGCUGAUGCUCCCUUGGGUUGUCAAUCCUGACACAGACAGGCUUUAAUUAGGCCCUUGAAUUUGCGUAUGACAAAACGAGAAUCACUAAAUUAAACAUUGUAGCUCUUUUUUUAAGUAUUUGUUUUUCUGUGUGUGUGUGUGUGGAGGUUUAUUUGCAUGUUAUAACAUGCAAAUUAGCAAAUUAGGCUAGCUGAAAUAACUCUUCGAAAAUUAAAAAAAAAGUGAAGUCAUUACGCCUUGAAUGGAGAGGAAAAAACCAAGCCUGCGAUCAUUUUAAAAGUUUUCUCUGCGUCUCGUAUCGGACUCAGAAAAUAAGUUUUAUUUUAACUUCCUUUUUCCUUAUUAAAUACACGGCCGAUAACCUUAAGGCUUGAUGCCUUAUAGGAUUAGCGUAUUUGAUUAACGAUUACGAUGUUUAUGAUGAUUGAUGAUGGUAUUUGUUUGGGUCGAGAUUCUUUCUUUCGUUCAUUAGCGGAACAAGAGAAGCGAGCUGGCAAGGGCGAAAUUGAGUCGUACAUGAUUUUAUGUUACAUAUAUGCUGUACCUUUUAAUGGCUUAGCUCUCCUCCAGGUUCUUUGUAAAUCAGUGGUUGAGCAUCCAAGCGGGAAAUCGGAAGGUUGAAUGAUCGAUUCUCUAAAUUGAAAAUCCAGAAGCUUUCUUUGUCUCGCGCUCGGAUAACAUCUUUUUCCAAGACUUGCUUCUUGAUGUGCAAGGCCAAUGUGAGGGGAGGAGGGUGAGGGUGAUUUUUAUUCUAUGUCUUGUACACAUGUGCAAAUAUCGUUACCACUCCGUCAGAGUAUGAUCAUGCAUGGACUAUAGGAGAACGGAAUCAGUUCAAAAGAGUUGCAACUGCUCAAAAAUAUAAAAAUCUGGCACCUUUCCUAGCAUUUUUAUUGAUGAAUAACUUAACGAAUAUUACACACACACACACAAACAUGUUUUCGUCUGAGACGCUAAGAUGUUUUCGGACAGAACUAAGGAAAGCGAUGUUUACGCCCAAAGCGAAAAUAAAAAACGUUUCCAUAGUUAUUUCCAUCAACAGAUCUAGGAAUUUUCAUAUGCUGGUUAGCGGUGGAGCGCGUUCCAUUGACCUCUUACCCAGACCGUCACCGUUCAUGUAAGCACGGGCUCAAACUUUGUAUCCAUAAAGUUCAGAAGAGUUGAUGCACCAUAUCAGUAUGUCUGACCAAAACAGAGAAUUGUUUGAAUGUACAGCCGAGUAUAAGGCAAAAAUGCAACUCUCGUCAAAGAAAACUUGUAUACGAUUAAAUUACUCAGGGCUUUUUCAGCUCAGUGUUUCUUUCUCUUCUUGUGUGGCAAAAUAUCACAGGAAAUUUUUAGAAGUUCCCGCACUACAUGUCGAGACAGCAUCGCGUGACAUAACAAUCCUUUUGUAUCUAUUUCUGUAGUUGUAAGGCCACGAACGGGUGCUUUUCUCGUCCUAAAAUACGAUCAUUUUGUUGUCAAUACCUUUUAAAAGAAUAAGCUAUAAAUGACACAGCUAUGGAUAGGUAAAUUUUCUUUCAUUUUGAAGCGGCGCUUUGUAAUUAUUUGCAAGUUUACAGCUCGCUUACUAUUUUUAUGGAACUGUAUUUGCAUUUUCCGGUUUUACUAGUAAGCCAUUGUGAUAUUUGACCCGUGAGUCUGGCGCGCGUAACAGAGUGAGUUAAUGUCUGGUUUUGCCCACCCAGAAGAACUGCUCGUCACGUUUUUGUACACAUGAAACGCAAAAUGGCGAGAUCCUUAGUUCCUCUAAAAAUUCUAACGCAUUCUUAGCGUCUCCUCUAAAAACUAUGAGUCUCUCUGCGAGCUAUAUUUUUAUCUCUUAAGAGACAUCACUGAAAAAUUAAUUUAUAAACAACCUUCGAACGUGAUGGAACGCCGAAGUAUGAAAAUCAAUCUUGCAUAGUGUUCUCUAGGAUCACGAGGAAAUAACUCUUGCACGUUUCGUAGUAACAUAUACCAGCUGGGAGGGCUCUUGCAUAUAUACAAUACUGUAAAUGAAAUCGUUAGCUACAGAUUCCAGUUCUCUCAUUGUAUUUGUAUCACAUAUUUCUUCACUCCAUUUCCUUUUAAGUAUUUUUAUCCCUCAUUUUUUUAUUGAAACUCUCGUCAGGAUCUUUCGAGGUUAAUUUUGGCUGUCGCUGCUUGUGUAUGCCUGAAACAUGUACGAGCUAAAAUGACGUGUUGGCAACAUCAAGAAAUAUUUUGGUUAGUACCAUGAUUACGUAACAAGAAAGUAAAUAGGUCCAUGAAAAGUGGGUGGACCAUGAAGAAGACCUAAAUAUAGAAAGAGCACUUUUAAAAAGUUCCAGCGGUCUUGACUUGGUUGGGUUCUCGCGCAACUUUCUUCACCCGUUAUCUGGAAAAGUAAGCUUUUUUUAACCUACAAUUACAAAGGCUGUUCGUGACUUAUACCGUUCGUUGUAUCAGUUGCCGUGAGAAAUGGUACGCGCCAAUUCAAGAGAGAAACUGAUCACGUACCAAUUCAACAGGGAAAACCCCUUCUGACCUAAUCAUAAUACCGCCUCAGGCGCAAUACCCGACAUAAAUAUGCAUGAAGAAAAGAGCGGCAUACAUGGUAAACUGAUUUACUAUAUAAAUCCCCUGAUAAUUUUCUAUCGCAAAAUUUAGGCCGAAAGAAACACAACGUCAUCAGGAAAAAGGAAAAUAUUACAGAUUUCCUUGACCCCAUUUUUCAGUCAUUUACUAUCAGCUCACUCGGACCCCCGCUAAUUCAAUAGGGCUUUUGUUUCGCAAUUUCUAUCAUUCGACUCAAGGUCGAGUAACGGUCAGUAAAUUGUGGGCGGUGACAAUACCUGUGGGGAAAUAUAUUAAGUGUGAAGCAAACUAUCGCGAGGUACUUAUAAUCAGUGAAUACAACUUGAAUUUUAUGAAAAAAAAGAUACAAUUCCAUUAGAAACUAAUAGGAUAUUUUUUAAUGUUUCCGAAUUUGUUAUAAUAGUGAGGCUGUCAGACUAAAAGCGUGACGAUGGGAGAAAGAUUUCCACUGUUCCUGUUUUCUUUUUUCACGUCGCUUUUGUGUAAGUAUCGUAGGACACCUUUCUUCGUUUAUCAUAUGUUUGUCAGGCCCCUGGGUUGUACCUAUCUGUAUAAUUUCAUUGUCUAUGCCUUACGGCUGACAAUAAGCUACAAUGCCAAUCAAAAGGCAACCUUCAGGUCAUAUAUUGCGAAGUCAUCGAGGAUGAACAUAAAAGCACAUACAAAUAUCACGCCACUGCAAAAAUCGUCCCACUGAAGAUCCGCGAUGGGAGGAAGAGGGUUUAAUGGUUUAAAGUCAGUAAGGGUUUCAAGAAAAAUUCUAAAGAGACAGAAGUCCGUGCUUCUAAAUCACAUUCAUAGAAAAUAGUUUGUUGUUACUUUGGAGAAGCGCCUCUAUCUAAAACAGCGCCGUCUUGACCUCAUCAGUCAAAGAUAAUUCCCAUUGUUAGAAUACACUAGUCCUUGUAUCACUAGCUCUUUAUCUCACAUUAGUGAAAUACUGAAAGGUAUUUUUUAACUCGCAGACGUAAGCGUUCAGGCCAAUUCCUCAUGCCAACCGGAUCAGAUUACAAUCAAAGAUCCAAAAACUGGUUCAAUUCAGUGUCAGGACUGUUUAAAAUGUCCACCUGGCAAGGGUCUCUCAGUUAAUUGCGGAGACGUAAUAACCCCUUCAACACCUGUGCAGUGCAAGCCAUGUGUGCUGGGAGAGACAUAUUCUGCUUCCUUCAAGGCCGGAGGUUGUGAGGACUGUGGAAAUAAGUGA